AUGCAGAGAGACGGGGAAACACUCAGGAAAUAUAUAGAAAGGUUCAACAAGGAGGCGAUGCAGAUAGAAGAACUGAUUCAGGAGAUCGCCUAUACGGCACUGCUCAACGGGACCACUAAUUCAGACCUGAGAAAAGAAUUGCUGGCUAAAUCACCAAAAUCGUUCACUACGUUGAUGACCAUCGCACAUACACAAAUCCGGGUGGAUGACGGACAGAGAGAGAUAGAAAAUCGGCAUGGACGGACGGAAGAAAGAACAUUCUCAGAAAGAAGGAAUGGGGAUAGAUCGCCCAUAGGAAAAAGGUUCGGGGAAAAAGGCAACGACCGUUUCAGAAAUAAGAGAAAAACGGAUGAGGACAGGCGAUACACCCCCCUAAACACUACCAGAACCAAUCCAGCAAGAGGGACAACAGCAAAUACUGUGAGUUCCACAGAGAUAACGGCCACACCACAGAUGAAUGCUGGCACCUGA
Molecule: messenger RNA, 471 nt
Organism: Mercurialis annua (annual mercury)
Lineage: Eukaryota; Viridiplantae; Streptophyta; Magnoliopsida; Malpighiales; Euphorbiaceae
Exons: 2
Coding region: 1-471 (156 amino acids)
Source: RefSeq, a predicted model, not a curated record